Molecule: messenger RNA, 6910 nt
Organism: Neodiprion virginianus
Lineage: Eukaryota; Metazoa; Arthropoda; Insecta; Hymenoptera; Diprionidae
Product: acetylcholine receptor subunit alpha-type acr-16-like
Exons: 11
Coding region: 1278-2999 (573 amino acids)
Biological process (GO): chemical synaptic transmission; monoatomic ion transmembrane transport; regulation of membrane potential
Cellular component (GO): synapse; neuron projection; postsynaptic membrane
Molecular function (GO): acetylcholine-gated monoatomic cation-selective channel activity; transmembrane signaling receptor activity
Source: RefSeq, a predicted model, not a curated record
CGCGGGGAUCACGGACCUGCGCCCGGUCCUCACGGUAUUAACGGAGAACAGAGGGUACGACGGGCUGCACGCGCGAGCUUUCGGCUGCAGUCUGCACAUGUUCCUGGUCAUGCGAUUAGCCUGCCAGACGUCAGCUGCAUCGUAACUGGCCCUCGUUCCUUCAUGGAUUACCUGUUUUAAUAGGAAUACACACACUCACACAAUAAACGCACGCACGCACGCACACGCGGUAUCUCUCUCUAUCUUUCUCUCGCUCUCUCUCUUUCUCUCUCUCUCUCUCUCUCUCUCUCUCUCUCUCUCUCUCUCUCUCUUACUCACCGUUUCUAUCCGAUCUGCGGGGAGAGUUUAAUCGGCGACCUUUUUAACAAGCCCCUCUGAUCUUGUGGUGAAUCCGCGACCAGGACGAGUUCUCGAUUCGGUUGUCGUCGUUACACUUUAUCCCCGUCCUCUCCAUUCCUCUCUACAUUUCCCUAUCCAUCUCUCUCUUUCUCUCUUUCUCUCUUUUUCCCAAAAGAGACGACGAAAGCAUCAAGGUGCUCUCGGCACCUGGCGGCAGCAGCAAUAGCAAAAAUUAACAUUACCGCUGUCGUCUUGCUGCCGCUAUUUAUCCUGCAUCUCCGCCUUUUCUGAUUCAUCCUUUUAUCCUACCAUUAUUUCAUCGUCACCUCACCUUUGCAGCAUUAUUUUUUUUUAGCAUUACGCCGACAAUCGUGUUUCGUUUAUUGACAUAUGCGUGCGAUCUAACUGCGUGUGUUUGUAUACACGUUCUAACGAUAUAUAUAUAUAUACAUAUGUAGAUUUAUAUAUAUAUAUAUAUAUAUAUAUAUAUAUAUAUAUAUAUAUAUACCGUUGUAUUUAUAUACAUGUACACGUAUACACGUAUCGUCGGUUAGAGCAAAUUUCGUAAACGUGUAUAGCAAUUGAAUUUAUUCCGACGUAAUUGUUAUAUCCCCACGUGAAUAAUAAUAACAAUAAUAACUGUAAUAACAAUAACAAUUAUCGUCGUUUUGAUAUAAAGAAGGAUUUAAACUCCGGAAACAUCAUCAACAACAGUAGUAAUAACAAUAAUAUUGAUGAUGAUAAUAAUAAUAAUAAUAACAACAACAACAAUAACAAUGACACAACAAUAAUAACAGUAUUAAUAAUAUUGAUAAAUGGAAGAGAAACAACGAGAAAAAAAACAGUAAUAAAUAAUAUUACUCUAUUAUACGACUAGCUGACGACGACGACGACGACGACGAAGGCAAGAAAAAUACAGCUGAAAAUAUACGCGCAAAAUGAGAUGCUGCAUCUUCAUGGCUGCCGUCGCCCUGGCUGCAACGGGGCUGGUAAGUGGCGGUUAUCACGAGAAGCAGCUGCUAAACGACCUCCUGGACUCUUACAACGUGCUGGAGCGGCCUGUCGGCAACGAGUCCGAGCCACUUCAGUUGAGCUUCGGUCUUACCCUUAUGCAAAUUAUCGACGUUGAUGAGAAAAACCAGCUACUGAUCACCAAUCUUUGGCUAAAAUUGGAAUGGAACGACGUGAACAUGAGGUGGAACGUGUCGAAGUACGGGGGCGUUCGAGACCUGCGGAUUCCUCCUCAUCGUCUCUGGAAGCCGGACGUCCUGAUGUACAACAGUGCGGACGAGGGCUUUGACGGCACUUAUCCGACGAACGUCGUCGUCAAGAGCAACGGCACCUGCCUCUACGUACCUCCAGGUAUAUUUAAGAGUACCUGCAAGAUAGACAUCACGUGGUUUCCCUUCGACGAUCAACGGUGCGAGAUGAAAUUCGGCUCGUGGACUUACGACGGUUUCCAGCUGGACCUGCAGAUCCAGGACGAGGCUGGGGGCGACAUAAGCAGCUUCAUCACGAACGGGGAGUGGGACCUUCUCGGUGUGCCUGGAAAGAGGAACGAGAUAUACUACAACUGCUGCCCGGAGCCGUACAUAGACAUCACAUUCGUUGUUAUAAUAAGGAGACGCACCCUCUACUACUUUUUCAAUCUAAUCGUGCCCUGCGUUCUGAUCGCCAGCAUGGCCGUUCUCGGCUUCACCCUGCCUCCCGACUCCGGGGAGAAACUUUCUCUUGGAGUCACCAUUCUGCUGUCUCUCACCGUCUUCCUCAACAUGGUAGCGGAAACAAUGCCCGCCACUUCGGAUGCUGUCCCCUUGUUAGGUACAUAUUUCAACUGCAUUAUGUUCAUGGUCGCCAGUAGCGUCGUCAGUACGAUUCUGAUCCUGAAUUAUCAUCACCGGAACUCCGACACUCACGAGAUGUCCGAAUGGGUGCGAGUCGUCUUCCUCUACUGGCUUCCCUGCGUCCUUCGGAUGUCGAGGCCCGCCGACAAGGAGGAAAAGGAGACCCAAAAGUCGCAGAAGCCCUCGCCGGUGAUGGGCUCCAGCAAGGCCUACGGCGACCUCGAGCUCCAUCAGCGGAGCAGCAAGUCGCUUCUGGCCAACGUCCUCGACCUUGAUGACAACGCGCUCGCCUCCCACAACAACCUCCUGAACAACGUUUACAGCACGCCAGGCCCCCACCACCCGGGGCACCCCGCUCACAUGGGCGGCACCAUCGGAUCCAUGGGCUCCAUGGGCUCCAUGGGGUCCAUGGGACACGGUCACAGCCACGGACAUGUCCACACGACGCCUCAUCACCAUCAUCAUCACGCCCACGCUGCGCCCCCGAGUUCGACGCCGCAUCAUCAGCAUCCGACACCCUACACCAGUGCCGCUGCCCACCACCAUCAACACCCCCAGGACGCGGGGCCCCCCCAAGUCGAGACAAUACUGCAAAGCGCAUGCUUCUGCGCGAGAUACGAGCUUAUUCUCAUUCUCAAGGAAAUGAAGGUAAUAACGGAUCAGCUGAAGAACGACGACUUGGAGAAGAAGGUGAGCAACGAUUGGAAGUUCGCAGCGAUGGUGAUCGACAGGAUGUGCCUAAUAAUAUUUACCCUGUUCACGAUCAUCGCCACCAUCACCGUCCUAUUCUCAGCCCCUCAUAUAAUCGUCACGUGAUUCGGAGGGGUUCUCGAUCGUCGUCGGUGUUGGAUAAUAAUAAUAAUAAUCAAAAACGAAACUGAGAUAUCGAAGGAAUAUCGUUACUGCUGCCGCUGCUGCGAGUCCACGAAUGAAUAUUAUAUCCAUUUACGAUUAGGCCGCAGUAAAUUGAUCGUAAAACGCCCUGCACCGUAUUUGUUGUACAUGAAUUUUUUACGCUUGACAAAAGUGUCGUUUAUUAUUCAAUUUUAUCUCGCGAUAGCCCAACGUUAAUACAUUUAACACAAAAAAAAAAAAAAAACACACACACACACCCAAUUGUUGCAAACGCCGCAUCGCAGGUUGUCGAACUUUCGCUUUUCGAAUACCAUUUUUCCCCAUGUACUACGCAUACAAAUACAAUAUAUCACAGCUAGAUAAGAAAACAAGAGAAAUCAAACGGUGCGACUAGCUAACCGAAGGCAAGGGAAUACGGUGAAUUAAAGACGGAGAAAAAAUUAUUCAAGAGAUAAUUAGUAAAAGUGCAGCGUGGAGAACCAACGAUUACUGGUUGGCUUGUCCGAUUGUAUACCUAACUGUUGAACAGAAAACAAAUAUGAUGAAAAAUAUGGAACAGGGACAACCGAAUCAGCACUAAUGUUAGAAUUUCAUCGAAGACUUUAGCAAUAACACACAAACACACAUCCACACACGUUAUGUAUUAAUAUGAUAUGCAAAUUUACACACGCACACACGCCGAACAGCCGACCUUCGACAUCAGACUACAAUGUAAUCACAAUAAUGUAGACGGCUCGAUCAGAUCGAUCCGAAAUCGACGUUUGAGAAAUUGACACAGCUCCCCAGAUCAGCAGUUUAUUCAUCGAGUCCGUCGAGCUGAUGAGAACGGGGGAGAUAGUCGGAAGUGCAAAAAGAUAACGAUACGGAAAGAGAAAGGAGAUAAGCGCACACAUACACACACGUAUUACUAUAUAUUAUACAUAUAUUCUCAACUACACAAUGAACUGCCAAGGUGAUUCAAAUGCCAGUGAAUUUUAUUAAUCCGUAUAUCACUAGUGAGUAUUAUUAUUAUUAUUACUGUAAUCAUUAGCCGAGAAUUCUAAUGAAAUUAAUCGAAUUGCGACGGUGACGUGACUUAUAAUGCGCGGGUGGUUGGUUUUGAAUUAAGAGUCUUAUCAUUUCACAACCAGCACUUUAUAUCUAACGAUCUGCACGUUUCACUGGUAAACGGUGAUUAUCGUAAUUGAGUAAAAAAUCUCGCGCAUAGGAUUAUUCGAUAUGAAAAUUGCAUUUCAAGCUCAUGGUCGACGCGCUGCGAUACGGGUAUAAAUUGUUUCGGUAUCGGUAAUACUCGUAAACGCAUUUUAUACAUGUAUUUUCUUCUAAUUAAACUUCGUACAUUCAGGAGAAUCAAUUUUAACCAAGGAAAUAACCGUCACACCGAAUCUCAUCUCGUCCGGCUACGUAGAGACAAAGACUACGUGAAGCGGGAAAAUGGCUGCCAUAGUGAAACCAGCGGCUCACCUCACGCCUUUGCCACACAUUUUCCAUCGACCGGAACAUAAACUGGAAAAGAUAUAAUUGUCAGUCAGUUUUCCAGCGACGGCAUGGUUGAGAAACCUCUUUACUUACCAUUUUUGUACAAUUACGACGCGACCAUGAGCCUUAAAAAAAUUCACUGUAAAUCCUGAAGUACCAACAUAGUGUGUGUUAGAAAAAAAAAAAAAAAACGAGUACCGAUUUCGCGACGCAUCGUCAGUGUUGUCCCCGCGUGGAAAUAAUUAAUAAUGCAUCGCCAUGAGUAGCAAUUGACUAUGAGCUCAUCAUUUUCCGUUUCUUCUGUCUUCAUUUUUUUUUCUUUUUUUACGCUUCGAAGUCUAUGAAUUGUGAAAAAACGCAAAAAACGAGGGAAAGAUAAUGAUAACAAUAUGCAAUAACUGAAAAGAAGAAAAAAAUUACGUUUUAUAAAAUAGUCUACUUUGGGGUCAGGUUACUCAUAAAUUGUGAAUCUCACGUUGGUAUACGUAUGUAUGUACAUAGAGCGGUUCUUAAAAAGAUCAUUUUUUAAUAUUGACCGGCUUACCCCCAAAUCGACUUAAAAUAAUUUAAAAAUAAUUCCCUCAUUUUUUCAGAUUUUUAUCUUAACUCUAAGUCGUGGCCACAAGAGGGUGAAUUUCCCCAUUCAACUCUUUCAACGGCACCCUGAAUCUACCAAACAGAUUUCGAUAACAUUUGGUACAGGAGGGUUUCUUGAGUCACUGAUCACGAUUCUGAACUCGAAAGUUCAAAGUUUAAAAUGACGGAUCCAACAUGGCGGACCAGAAUCCCAAGUCACUUGACGUUGGUAUUUUGGGUUCACCAUAUUGGAUCCGCCAUUCUGAAUUUUCAAAUUUUGAGUUCAGAUUCGUAAUCAGUGAGCCAAGAAGCCCCCUUGUACCAAAUUUGCCCCUAAAAGGGUUGAAUGGGGAAAUCCACCCUUUCGAGGACAGGGGUUAGAGUUUAGAUUAUUUGGAACCGAUUUGGGGAUUCGAGCUGGUCGAAAUUCAAAAAUGACAUAUUCAAGGACCGCCCUAAUGUACGUACCUAAAUGAACUUUGAAUAUUUGAUACAGUCUCAGCAUACAUCUGCACCACCGUUAGGUGCGAAUGUGUGUAGAGCCGCGACAAGUAGUCGCGACAAUGAGAGACGAAGAGACAAAGGGACAAAACAAAAAGAGCUGGGUACGAGAUUGUACUUGAGAUGGCGAAUAAAGUCUCGUCGCGAAAAGUGUUCCGCCUCGCUAUUUGCACCUCUUUGUAGAUCGAUGGAACACUUAGACCGAACGAUUAGACCGUUUCAAACAUCGGCGUCACAAUGAUAUAAAUAAUUGCUGAUCAAUCGAGAAGAGAGCCUCUGAUAUGCUGCAGUUUUCGCACUUUGCACGACGAACGUACGCGACACACUUUGUACGUGUGGAAAAGCGGUUGUAUACAAAAAAAUGUUUGAAAAGAGAAGGCGUCGGGCAGAGAACAUUUUCGGAAAGAACGUAACGAGUCGGUUGUUAUUUCGAGACAGUUUUUUCGUUGAUUUGACUCGUUGUAUUCGUUAUUGUUGUUUCGAAUUUUUAUUUCCGAUUCGAUUACCCGAGCCGUUCCUUUUCAUAGGUAAUCUCUCUCACGGCGGGUGCAGUGUUAAUCGAUAACUGACUACGAGAUACAAAACCGUUGCGAAAAAUCGAGCAAAUAACCAUUAAUACGGGGAAAUGAUACGAAAGGAGACAGACACGAGUAAAGGAAAGAAAGAAUGACGGUAGGGAGAGAACGAAAGAAGGAAGAAGUAUGAUGCUAAGAAAAGGAUUCUGAAUAUUUAUUUGUUAUUGUUAUUAUUAUUACUAUUAUUAUUCCCAUUAUUUGGAAUAUUAUUAUUAUUAAUAAUGUAUGAUAAAAAUAUGAAUUUUUCUCGGCCAUUGGCAAUGACGCGACAACCAAUCACGUUAUAAACUUUUAAAUAUAAUAUAAUAAUAUUCAAAGUUAUACACAUAUACGUAUAUGCGUAUAUACCCAUAUAUAUUCUAUUUAUAAAUAUAUGUUAUAUAUAUAUACAUAUAUAUAUAUAUACAUAUACAAGUGUGUGUAUAUAACUAUAUAACGACGUUGUUAAUAAUGUUAAAAAGUGAUGAUAAAGAAAAAAAAAUUUAAAUAACGUAUAUAAUGUAUCGUAUAAGGAUUAAACAUUUCGGAUUGAUUAAAUAACGAUUGCAAUCCUUGAUGAUGCAAUUCACGGCGAUGGCGAUGAUGAUGAUGCUGAUGAUGAUUGUAAUGAUAAUGAUAACGAUGACGAUGACGAUGACGUUGAUGAUUAAUUAACUUGGUUUAAGGGCUUGAAGGAAAAAAAAAAAAAAAAGAACGAAAAAGACAAAAAAUGUCGAGAUCCAGUAUAGACAUUGUUGCCUA